Molecule: messenger RNA, 2099 nt
Organism: Gossypium arboreum
Lineage: Eukaryota; Viridiplantae; Streptophyta; Magnoliopsida; Malvales; Malvaceae
Product: peptide-N4-(N-acetyl-beta-glucosaminyl)asparagine amidase A-like
Exons: 1
Coding region: 68-1882 (604 amino acids)
Cellular component (GO): vacuole
Source: RefSeq, a predicted model, not a curated record
AAAUAUCAGCAUGGAUUUUACUCGUUCACAGUAAAAAACCAGCAAAUUAGUUUGCAAGUCACCAUUAAUGGCUUCCUCUCUGUUCAGUCUCCACUUCUUUCUCUUGCUAUUCCUCUACCAGCCUCUCUUCUCCAUGGCUAAUCUCCAUAAAACCAAGAACAUGAUCCUUAGAUCAAAUCACCGCUCUCACCUGAUCAACACAAUACCCUUCAAUGAAAACUCAUCAACUGUAUACUUUGAAGUAACCAAACCCAUCAAACUACCAAAUACCAAGCCAUGUUCAUACCAUGUUCUUCAUCAUGAUUUCGGCUUCACAUAUGGGAGACCCCCAGUUGUUGUAAACUACACCCGACCAGCUUGUUACUCUCAAAAGUUCACCAAAAUUGUGCUUGAAUGGAAGGCAACAUGUAAAGGAACACAGUUUGAUCGUAUUUUCGGGGUUUGGCUAUCUGGCGUCGAGCUCCUUCGGGGCUGCACGGCAGAGCCUACACCAAAGGGAAUUAUUUGGAGCGUUGAGAAAGAUAUAACAAGGUACAAUUCAUUGCUCUUGAAGAACCAAACACAAACUUUAGCUGUUUAUCUUGGUAACAUUGUGGAUCAGACUUAUACUGGUGUCUACCAUGUUAAUUUAACCUUUCAUUUUUACCCUGUUGAAUGCAAUGUGAUGAUCAAUAAUGAUGAGAAUAAGAUCAGUUUGAAUAACUUGGCAUCUAACUAUUAUUCUAAGGCUGAUCUGAUCUUACCAAUUUCCCAAGAUCGGUCACUAAACGAUGGUUUGUGGUUUGAAGUUCGAAAUUCAAAUGAAACAAAGUCGAAGCAAUUUCAAAUACCUGAAAAUGUGUAUAGAGCUGUAUUGGAAGUUUAUAUAUCUUUUCAUGAAAAUGAUGAGUUCUGGUAUGGGAAUUUUCAGAAUGAUUACAUUGCUGCAAAUAAUCUAAGUGACACUCCUGGGAAUGGACCAUUUAGAGAAGUUGUAAUCUAUCUUGAUGCUGAAGUGGUGGGUGCAGUUUGGCCUUUUACAGUGAUCUAUACUGGUGGAAUCAAUCCUUCAUUUUGGACUCCCAUUACUGGUAUUAGCUCUUUCAACCUACCUUCUUACGAUAUCGAAAUCACCCCAUUUUUAGGCAAUAUGUUGGAUGGAAAACCCCAUACAUUGGGGUUCAGUGUCACCAAUGCCUUGAAUGUCUGGUUUAUAGAUGCUAAUUUGCACCUCUGGUUAGAUACCAGAAAGGCAAAAACUGAAGGGGGACUUGUGAAGUUCAGUAACAAGGCUGCUAAUGUUUAUGAAGAAUCAGAUUUCAAGGGAUUAAAUGGAACAUUCUUGACGUAUUCAAAGAGGCUCAUAUCUUCAACUGGAUGGAUCAAAUCAUGUUAUGGGAACAUCACAACUCAUUCCAUUCAAGAGUUUAGGUAUAAUAACUCAUUGCAAGUAGCUAAAGAUGGAGAUUUUCAGGUUGUGGAUCAGAUGAUCCAUUUCAAUGACAGGGUUUACACAAAGAUGCCAUUUCAUCAUGUUCAUGUUGAGGAAUCAUUUAAAACUUUCCAUUUAAACUUUUAUGCAGACUUCACAGUACAAGGAGAAGGUUCCUUCAUUUUUGUCAGCAAUGUCACGUUAGGAUUCAACGAGAACAAGUAUAAGCAUGGUGGUUUGGAUUUCUUCAUCAGCUUUCUGCGAAAUACCCAGAAAGCACAAUCGGUUAUUGAAGUGAAAAACUACUCGACCACCAAAAGAUUGGGAGGAACAAAACAGGUAUAUGAAUACCAUGGAAGUGAUAUCUGCUACUCCAGGAACAUUAGCAGCUCUAACAACUUGAUUGAGUAUGAUGAAGGGGGAAAACUGUGUGAUGAUUUUGAAGUCAAGCCAGUGAAAAAGGCUAUUUAGUAGCAGAGACAGUGAUGAAUUUGAGCUCAUCAAUAAAGGGUUUCAUGUUAGAUGUUCCAGGAUCCUAUAUUCAACUUAACUGAUCAAAUUGGAGCUGUUUUAUCAACUCUUCCAUCUUUAAAUUUAUUUUGCUAUGUUCUUUGCACUUAAAAGCAAAAACACUAGACUCUCUUUUGGCAAUAACAAGGAACCCCAUAUUAUCAAUUUCAGAAUAAAA